AUGUUUGAUAGAUCAGAUGAUAUUAUUAGUAGCUGGGAAAAUAAAGCAACAGGAGACACACCGGAUUUCGAAGUUCAGCUGAUUCCUUCGUGGAUCGUUUUUACAGCUGCUGAUAAUUACCGAGUCUCUCAAUAUGCCCGUUUUAAAAUAAGAAACAUUGAUCCAGUACCCAUCGUAUAUCGUAUACGAACGAGGGAACGCUCAUUUCCUCGUUUUUCCACAUGUCACGGAUUUUUGGAAUCAAAUGAGGAAGACGAAGUGUACAUAUUGAUACCCACCGCAGAUAACUGGCCUCGCGAUGCGACUGAAUAUGCCGGUCGUCGCCACAAAGUGGUGGUCGAAAAUUUAACCGCCCCUACAGAUAUAGGCAAACCAAAGGAUAAAAAUGAAGCUAGUGCAAUUGCAACGAUGAUAUUUAAAGCAACACCACCAUUGACACGAAUGUACACCAAACUCAAUCUAUUAUUGCCAAAAAUUCCGGAAACAAGUACCGAAACAUAA
Messenger RNA from Cercopithifilaria johnstoni, 501 nucleotides. The record is from the annotation of a GenBank genome assembly. NCBI's taxonomy places the organism in Eukaryota, Metazoa, Nematoda, Chromadorea, Rhabditida, Onchocercidae.